This is a messenger RNA of Brassica napus (rape), 611 nucleotides long. RefSeq lists its product as uncharacterized. The transcript has a single exon. The record is from RefSeq and is a predicted model, not a curated record. NCBI's taxonomy places the organism in Eukaryota, Viridiplantae, Streptophyta, Magnoliopsida, Brassicales, Brassicaceae. The coding region runs from base 13 to 387 and encodes 124 amino acids.
UUUUGAAACCUUAUGAAAUAUCAUAAAUGGAAAUGGUCUAACAUUUCUCCCGCAUCGUCAAUAAAUCCCCAGUCUCCUCCUUCUCUUCGAUUCAAAUCCCUACGCAAAGGUCCCGAUCUUCCGAAGAUUCAGUCGAAUCGAGAAGCCAUGGAUAACAGCAGUAGCAUCAACUCCACCUCCUCUAACCUGAGCACGGCUUCCCUGGAAAAGCUCGAUCAGGCGGCGAGCUGGGUCAGCACAACCCUCAUAUCCGCCUUCUUCGCCUCCCUCGAGCGUUGCGCCUGCGUCAAUCUAUCGACCUCCGAUGAUGAUGACGACGACAACGAGGAAUCCCACAAUCGUCCUCUUGCUCUCUCCGCCGCUCCUCAACCUGACGACAUCGUUUAGAUCUGGGAUGCAUGAUGCUCACCACUUUUGAUUGUAUAUGCCAGAUUCCAUGCUUGUUUUUUUUUUUUCAUUUUUGUCCUAAUGUCUCUGUAUAAACUGAUUAUGCUUGCCUCUGAAAGGAUUAUUUAGUUUUGGAUUUGGAAUCUGAAUUUUUGUAGAGUUUCUUUGUAUGAGAAUGACUGUGCUGAAGAACAAUUCGUCUGUUUUCUAAUUGUUUGUUGAAA